AUGUCAGAAUCCCGCACCCGCUCGCACUCCAACCCCAGCCCCUCCACCGUCUCCCUCACCUCCCCCUCCACCUCCACCUCCCCCUCCACCACCACCAUCAACCCCCCGCCCCCGCCCCCGCCCCACCACCACCCCACGCAACCGCACACCACCGCCUCGCCCAGCCUCACACACACCACCGCCGCCGCCGCGCCACACCCACACCCACACCCGCCCACGCCCUCCCGCCGCGGCUCCUGGCUCAGCAGCAUCUCCAGCAAGUUCUCCUCCUCCUCCGCCUCCUCCACCACCGCCGACCCCGCCGCCUCGCCACCAGGCCAACAGCCGCCCCCCGUCCCCGGCUUCCUCAUCAGCACCCUCCGCAAGCUCUCCACGCCCGGCCGCAGCGCCCGCGCAGGCGUCUUCGCGAGCGAGCGCGUGGUCCUCAACCGCGACCCCACGCGCGAGCGAUGCAGGAUCACGGAGCUCGACGGCGGCAAGCUGCGCAAGGUCGCCUUCUGCGUCGAUGUCGAGGUCGCCCCCAUCAUCACUGCCUCCGCCGCCGCCGCCGCCGCCGACAACGACAAGGACAAGGACAAGGACAAGGACAAAGCGCGCAGCGAGAAGAAGCGCCGAAAGGCCGAGCGCGCGGAGCGGCCAGAGUCAGAGGCGCCGGAGGAGCGCGCAGCGCGCAAAGAGCGCAAGAAGGAGCGGCGCGCCGCUGCUGCUGCUGCUGCUGCCGCAGCGGCCGCAGCGGGGGAGGGCGGCCCGGGAGGAGAGGCGCCGCUGCUGGACCUGCCGGACCCGCCGAGGCGGGUGGUGCAUGUGGCGCCCACCACGGACCCGGCCAGGAUCUACAGGCAGGUGUGUCAGCUGCGGGAGACGGCGAUGCUGGCGCGCGUGACGGGGCAGCUGGUGGCGCCGAUGCUGCAGAUCCUGGAUCUGAGCGGGCACCAGUUUGUGCUGGCGGACGCGGUGGCGCUGUCGGAUUUUUUGGCGCUGGUGCCGGUGAAGAACCUGCUGAUGGAGGGCUGCGCGCUGACGGACGAGAUGGUGCGCGUGGUGCUGUGCGGGCUGGCUGUGGUGCGGCCGCUGGCGGGCGGCGGCGGCGGCGGCGGGGGGGCCGCGAGGAAGGAGGAGGGGGUGGGCAGGGGCGUGAUUGAGCGGUUGAGCUUUAAGGAUAAUCCGAAGAUUGGGAGGGAUGGGUGGCGCCAUAUCAGCCUGUUUAUACACAUGUCGCGCAGCCUGAAGGCCGUGGACUUGUCGCAGAUCACGCUGCCGCGGCCGCCGGCGGUGCAUGCGCCGUCGCACCCGGGGCACCCGGGGCACAUGCACAGGGCGAGGAAGGAGCGGGCGCUGCCGCCGAACGAUACGACGGCGCUGUUUGCGCGCGCGCUGGGCGAGAGGUUGGUCGGGGUGGGGCUGGAGGAGGUGGCGCUGGGCCGCUGCGGGCUCAGCACGGAGCAGCUGGCGUGCGUGAUGGGCGGCAUUGUGAAGGGCGGCACGAAGAGGCUGGGGCUGGAGGGGAACGAGAUUGGCGAUGACGGGCUGGCGAUGAUUGCAAAGUGGAUCAAGGGCGGGGCGGAGGGGCCGUCGGUGUGCGAGGCGCUGGACCUGUCGAAUAACAGCAUACAUGACCACGUCGAUAUGCUCUCCGCCUCCCUCGCCGACACCUCGCCGCUCAUCGCGCUGAGCCUGUCGAACUGCGGCCUCUCCGCCCAAAGCCUCGCCCGCCUGCUGCCCGCGCUCACGGCGCUCCCGCGCUUCCGCCUGCUCGACCUCUCCGGCAACCCGGCGCUCUUCAGCGCGCAGCCCGACGCGCUCACGCUGCUGCGCAAGUACCUGCCGCGCCUGCACAGCCUGCGCAAGCUGCAGCUCGGCAACACGGCCAUGACGCCCGACCACGCCAUCGCGCUCAGCGAGAUCCUGCCCGACAUCCCCAUGCUGGCGCACUUUGACAUCACGGCCAACAGCCUGCUGCUGCUGCCCGCCGACGGCGGCGGCGGCAGCAUCGAGGAGGGCGCGGCCCUCUUCACGGCCCUCGUCGCGGCCGUGAAGGUCUCGAAGACGAUCGUGCGCGUCGACACCGACGACCCCGCCGGCGACGUCGUCAAGGCCCUCGCCCGCCGCGUGCUGGCAUACUGCCUGCGCAACAUGGAGGCCGGCGCCUGCGACGACUGGACAAUCGACAUGCCCUCGCCCUCGCCCUCGCCCUCCUCCUCGACGCCGACCACCACCGCCGCCGCUGCCACCACCACCACCGGCGACGCAGACCCCGACCCCGACCCCGACGCAGACGACGACGACGACCCCGACGAGAACUACGUCGUCGGCGGCACGGGCGUCGUCAAGGCGCUCGGCGUCUGUCUCGGCAACACCGCGCUCUCCGGCGAAGGCGCCCACGAGAUGGCGCGCACACUGCUCACCCGCGCGCGCAAGAUCAAGGCGCGCAUCCAGCCCGCGCUGCGCAAGGCCGUGCACGGCGAGCUCGAGGAGGCGCAGCACCGACGCCUCAUCUUCCUCGACGAGACGCUCUACAAGGUGAUUCUGCGCUUCGAGCAGGAGUACCCCGAGUGCCGGCUGCCUGCGCCGCGGCCGGCAGCAGCGGCGGCGGCGGCGGUGGUGAGCCCGCAUGUGGAUGCGGCGGAUAAGCCGCGAAGGGCGGUGUCGCGGCGGGGCAGCGAGGUGUCGCUGGCGAGUCGGUGUCUGGAGAAUGAGGAGGGGCAGAUGCAUCGGUUGGGGCACUUUAUUAAGAAGGAGGUUGUGAUGCGGCCGCAGACGCCGGAUAUCGAGCGGAUUAGGAGGGUGGUGGAGGAUAUGGCGGGGGAGGAGAUACGCAGGAAGGUGCAGGAGGGCGGGGGCGUGGAGAAGGUGAUGGAGAGGAUUGGGGAGGGGGGGGUGGCGGAGUGGGAGGUGGUGGGCAGGGGGGGGAGUAGUAGGGCGGGGAGUAGUAGGGGGAGUAGUAGGGCGGGGAGUAGGGCGGGCAGUAGGCAGGGGAGUAGGCAGGGGAGUAGGGAUACUAGUAGGACGAGGUGA
This is a messenger RNA of Morchella sextelata, 3015 nucleotides long. RefSeq lists its product as uncharacterized. Bases 1 to 3015 code for a protein of 1004 amino acids. The transcript has 2 exons. Lineage: Eukaryota; Fungi; Ascomycota; Pezizomycetes; Pezizales; Morchellaceae. The record is from RefSeq and is a predicted model, not a curated record.